Racocetra fulgida is the source of this 555-nucleotide messenger RNA. Lineage: Eukaryota; Fungi; Glomeromycota; Glomeromycetes; Diversisporales; Gigasporaceae. The record is from the annotation of a GenBank genome assembly.
UUGAAGAAGUUCCUAUGCUUGAGAAUGAACCGGCUAUCACGAUACUUUCAGAUGAAGAACUCAAUGAAUCCGAAUAUGUUCUUCAAAUCGAUUUCUCACAUUUAGAAAGUAUUCGUGGAAAUCAUAUUUUUACUAGACCUAUUCAUAGUGAGAUGACACAACUCUGUGAAAUUCAUACGAAGCUCAUCAAAGAAAUGAAAAAAGAGCUUGAGAGUCAAAAUAAGAAAAAUCAAACUGUAAAUAAAGAUAAUGGAAUUCAAGAGUUGGCUCAAACCAUAACUAAUCCCAUUGGCAUUAAGACAAAAGGUAGACGAUCAGGUAAACGAAUUAAAGCAUUCAAUGAUACAACGAAUAUAAUGAAAGGUAAAAAAGCAAAACAUCUUAGAAUUCAAGAGGCAAGCAACAGUACUAGGAAUAAUAUGCUUUAUUCUGGUAAAUCUUUUAUGACCGUUAUGUCUUUAUUGUUUGAUUUAUCUUUAUUUGCAUAUUAUUUAAUCAUUAUAUUUGUAGAAUCUGAUGUUGCUGUAAUUGAGCCUAUGAGUAAUGCAGAAGAAG